AUGGCCACAGCGGUUGAGAUGGCCAUUGAAAAAAUUGACGAGGUUAAGUCGAGGAUUGGGCGCACCCUUGGUACUCCUAUGCGCCUUCGAGAUCUCAUCCGUCAAGUCCGUGCGGCCCGAACAAUGGCGGAGGAAAGAGCAGUUGUCGACAGAGAAAGUGCCAACAUACGAGAAAAUUUCCGGGAAGACGAAUCACCGUGGAAAUGUCGAAAUAUAGCCAAAUUGCUCUACAUACACAUGUUGGGAUAUCCAGCCCAUUUCGGACAGAUGGAAUGUAUGAAACUUGUUGCUCAACCUCGUUUCACAGACAAACGUAUAGGUUAUCUUGGUGCGAUGCUGCUGUUGGAUGAGCGCUCUGAAGUUCACUUACUUGUUACUAACUCACUAAAAAAUGACCUAAACGCUACAACACAAUUUGUAACAGGACUUGCAUUGUGCACACUCGGCUCAAUCUGUUCAGCAGAAAUGUGUCGCGAUCUUGCGAACGAAGUGGAACGCUUAGUGAAAAGCAGUAACACAUACAUUAAGAAAAAAGCGGCAUUGUGUGCUUUCCGAGUUGUUCGGAAGGUUCCCGAGCUUAUGGAAGUGUUUAUCUCAUGCACUCGUUCUCUAUUAGGAGAAAAGAACCACGGUGUUCUUAUGGGUGCAACAACGCUCGUGACAGAGAUGUGUGAACGAAGUCCUGAUGUAUUGAAUCACUUUAAGAAGCUCGUUCCCAAUUUAGUUCGCAUCUUAAAGAACCUGCUUAUGAGUGGUUAUUCACCUGAACACGAUGUUACCGGUAUAAGUGAUCCGUUUUUGCAAGUGAAAAUUUUGCGAUUACUGAGGGUUCUAGGUAAGGAUGAUCCUCGAGCAACUGAAGAAAUGAAUGAUAUUCUUGCACAGAAUGUCGGAAAUGCUAUCCUCUACGAAACCGUUCUUACAAUAAUGGAAAUUAAAAGUGAAAGUGGACUAAGGGUUCUUGCUGUCAAUAUUCUGGGGCGUUUUCUGUUGAACCCAGAUAAAAAUAUCCGGUAUGUCGCUUUGAAUACGCUUUUGAAAACCGUGACCAUAGACUACCAAGCAGUACAACGCCAUCGCACUACGGUUGUGGAUUGCCUGAAAGAUCCAGAUGUUUCAAUAAGGAAACGUGCAUUGGAAUUAUGUUUUGCAUUAAUGAACAAAACAAAUAUCGCAAAUAUGACUAAGGAGAUUCUCAUCUUUUUGGAAACGGCAGAUCCAGAAUUUAAGUCUGAAUGUGCCUCUAAGAUGUACGUUGCCACGGAAAGGUAUUCACCAAAUCAUGAAUGGCAUCUCGAUACGAUGAUUACCGUUCUACGCCUAGCCGGUAACUUCGUUCCUGAUGAAGUGGUGUCAUGUAUGAUUCAGCUAAUAUCGUCUCACAGUGAGCUGCAACAUUAUGGGGCUUUGCAGCUCUACCGCGCUGCCCAACAUGACUCGACGAAUGCUCAACCUCUUUUACAGGUGGCAUUUUGGACUAUUGGCGAGUUUGGUGAUUUACUACUUCAACCGGCCGACGCUGACUCAGCUAAGGUCGAGGAGUCGGACGUCAUAGCAGUUUUCGAGGCAGUUCUUCCAUCCACGCUCACUUCCCUAUCAACGAAAUGCUAUGCUGUUAUGGCGCUGGCAAAGCUAGCAACUAGGUUUGGUCCUACAGUUGAUCGUAUUAAUGCCCUCGUUCGUACCAACCAAGCACACAUUCACCUUGAGCUCCAGCAACGAUCUGUGGAGUUCUCUCGGCUUCUAGAUUGCGGCGACAUCAAAUAUGGACUGCUCGAGCGUAUGCCGGUCAUAACACAUAAUUCGCUUAACGCUGCUGCUUGUCUCGUUGAAGAAUCAUUGCAAAAUGCAGCAACAACUGCACCUGUUGCUCCGACGUCUAAUGUUGAUCUUCUCGAUCAAUUGGCUUCUUUAGAACCAGUAGUUUCAGAAACGAGUAAAACGGUUACUGUGAAUCCUGAACGAGUCCUCGCUUUAAACACCAGCGGUAUUGAGGCACACAUCAUGGUUCUGAAUCGAGGAUGGGCGGGUGAUAUAGCGCAGUUGAAAGUGGAAGUGGUUAAUAACACACCAGAAACCGUUCGUGACUUUGCAUUUCAAGCAGCUGUCACUAAAGUCAGUGUUGUUUCUGUUCAUAAAAUUUGGAGGAAUAAUAUCAUCUUGUUGAUAUGUUCUUCUUUAUUUUCCUAUCCUUUUCUAGGCUUUUACCAUCGAGUUACAAACACCAUCAUCCUCAAUGUUAGAGCCAAUGGGUGGAUCUUCAAUAAUUCAGAACAUAAAAAUAACGAGAAUUUCACAUGGACAGCCUGUAAGUGA
Angiostrongylus costaricensis is the source of this 2316-nucleotide messenger RNA. NCBI's taxonomy places the organism in Eukaryota, Metazoa, Nematoda, Chromadorea, Rhabditida, Metastrongylidae. The record is from the annotation of a GenBank genome assembly.